Aspergillus calidoustus is the source of this 1324-nucleotide messenger RNA. The record is from the annotation of a GenBank genome assembly. NCBI's taxonomy places the organism in Eukaryota, Fungi, Ascomycota, Eurotiomycetes, Eurotiales, Aspergillaceae.
AUCAUGCUUGGCUGGUUUGCAAGAUUUGACCCGUUUGUCUUGUGGAUCAAUGCAAAUGGUGUAAACUGCGGUGCUGGUCUUGGUCAGCUGAAUAAUGGCAUUUGCUCAUCUCAAGUGGAGGCAGCCAACAAACAUCCCUCGUUGUGUGAUCCAAUUGAAUACUCGCAACAAUAGGAAUGCUUGUCCUAAUAGCAGCAGUCUAUAUGAUGGCUUCAAGAUAUAUAAGUAGGCUGGGACCCCCUUGAAAUGUAUCCUACAAUCCGCCACCCACUCCUCCAUCAACUUCAUCAAUUGUUAGACGAUCAAGACCACAAUGCCCUCCUACCUCAUCACGGGUGCUUCUCGUGGACUCGGAUUUGAGUUCAUCCGCCAGCUGUCUGCUGACCCUGCCAACGUCGUCAUUGGCCUUGUGCGCAACAAGGCUGCGACGGAGGAGAAGAUUGCCAAAGAGAUCGGCAGGAAAGUCUACGUUGUCGAGGGCGAGCUUACAAACUAUGAUUCGCUCAAGAAAGCCGCCGAAGAAGUUUCGAAGCUCACCAGCAGCCUGGACUAUCUAGUUGCAAACGCAGCUGUCAUUUCGGACUGGGGUGCCUAUGAGGGAAUUGGCGAUCUCGGUGCCAAAGACUCUGCCAGACUCGAAGCCGAGCUCAUGAGCUCCUUCCACACGAACGUUGUCGGAAACGUCCACCUGUUCAACCUAUUCCUCCCCUUGAUCCAGGAAGGCCAGGCUAAGAAGGUUAUUACCAUCACAUCCGGCAUGGCCGAUAUCGAUUUCAUCGCCAACUUCAACAUCGCCUCCGGAGCCCCGUACAGCAUCAGCAAGGCGGCGAUGAAUGCAGCCGUUGCCAAGUUCAGCGCGCAGUACCGGAAGGAUGGCAUUCUGUUCCUCGGGCUCUCUCCUGGUCUUGUCAACACCAGUGAGAACACUAAUCCGACACCGGAACAAAUCGAGGGGCUGAAACAAAUGAUUCAGCAAUUUGCUACCUACGCGCCGGGCUUUACUGGGCCCAUCACCCCCAAGGAAUCUGUCGAACACUUGCUGGAUGUCAUCUACAGGGCGGACAUCAACAAGGGCUAUGCUGGAGCUUUCCUAUCUCACUACGGAAACAAGCAGUGGCUCUAAGCAAGGAAGGUUAGGGAUUACUGUGGGGCAUUCGGGGUGUUGUGGGAUCUGUUAUUAUCGAGUUUUAGCGUGACUUCUGUCGAAAGUCAAUACAAUUUCCAAUCAAAUCCUCUACAUCUCGUUUUCGAGUUCAUCCUCAACUGCAAGCUAAUAAAAUCAAAACCAAUUCCUCUAAUCGCAGCAACAAGUACGGUAUCGUGU